AUGGAUGAAAAUACAAUAAAUUACUUUAAUAACAGUGGAGAUGGAUUUUUGAUGGAAGAAUUCAUGAGUGACGAUUCGGAGUGUAAUGAGAUAACUUCAGCCACACAUAAUGUUGGUGUAGUGAAACUAGCGUCUACAAAAAAAUACGGCCAUAAUAAUUUGGAUGACGCCGACGAGGAAAGCAAUGAAACAGAAUAUCCUAGUUGUUCUAAGGAACGAAAACGUCGCAUCGUGUGGUCAAAAAAUGCGGAAACAUUUUUGUUAGAAUUGUGGGAGAAAUAUUUUGUUGAGUUACGUAGUGUGCGCAAAAAUGCUCACAUAUAUUCAAAAAUUGCAGAACAAUUAAAACAAAAAAGCGGUCAUAAAUUUUCUGGUCAUGAAGUCAAGAUAAAAAUACAAAACGUGCAAUCCAAAUAUCUUGAUGAAAGAAAAAAAAUGGGACUGUCUGGUGGUACAUCAUCCACUUGGGUGCACUUUUCCAAGGUGCAUUCAAUUGUUGGAGAUUAUAAGUCUUUAAACGUAGUACCUUCAGUGAAAGAAGACGCAGAAAGCAGUUAUCAAGAUACCAAUCCAUAUAAUUCAGAUUACGAGUUUCAGUCACCGUCUUUUAGAUCUGAACCCAGAAAGAAAAAAAAAAUUACAGAUAAACAGGAAGAACUCAUAAGUGUAACCGAUACUACUAAUAGAUUUCUAAAAGGAGAGGUAGUAAUAAAAAAUAAAAGAACUAUAAACUCGAAAAACCAAACUGCACUAUUAGAAGAGGAAUACUUAAUAGAUGAAUUCUUGAGUGACAACUCAGAAAGCAGUGAGCCAACGGAGAGUGCCGACGAAGAGAGUAAUGAAACAGAAUAUCCAAGUUGCUCUAAAGAAAGAAAACGUCGCAUCGUUUGGACAAAAUAUGCUGAAAGACUUUUAUUGGAAUUGUGGGACAAAAACGUUGCCGAAUUGCGUAGUGAGCGUAAAAAUUCUCAUGUUUACAGAGAAAUUGCAGACCAAUUGAUAACAAACGGACAUAAAUUUUCUGGUCAUGAAGUCAAGACAAAAAUACAAAAUCUGCAUACAAAGUACAAGUACGUGUUCAAUUAUUGCCAGUGAUUAUUAAUAAUCAGGGA
Molecule: messenger RNA, 1112 nt
Organism: Teleopsis dalmanni
Lineage: Eukaryota; Metazoa; Arthropoda; Insecta; Diptera; Diopsidae
Exons: 7
Coding region: 1-1095 (364 amino acids)
Biological process (GO): positive regulation of DNA-templated transcription
Cellular component (GO): nuclear body
Source: RefSeq, a predicted model, not a curated record